Molecule: messenger RNA, 3956 nt
Organism: Pan troglodytes (chimpanzee)
Lineage: Eukaryota; Metazoa; Chordata; Mammalia; Primates; Hominidae
Gene: ZNF605
Product: zinc finger protein 605
Exons: 5
Coding region: 428-2446 (672 amino acids)
Biological process (GO): regulation of immune system process; negative regulation of transcription by RNA polymerase II; regulation of cytokine production
Cellular component (GO): PcG protein complex; nucleoplasm; chromatin
Molecular function (GO): RNA polymerase II cis-regulatory region sequence-specific DNA binding; DNA-binding transcription repressor activity, RNA polymerase II-specific
Source: RefSeq, a predicted model, not a curated record
GGGGUGGGAGGCAGAGGGUGGGGUGGGGGCUGUAGGGCGGGCGGCGGCGGGGCGCUGAAUGUGGGUGUCGGGGGAGAUUUGGGGUCAGCUGGGCGAUUCACUGGGGGCCUAUGGAGGUCGCUGUAGACUUGGGGUGCAGCACGGGCGGGGCAAGGGGACGCGAGGUUGCCCUUGGCCCCAGGGGAGAGGGGCCCCUGGGAGGCCGUGUGGAGGAUUUGUCUGCAGCGAUUAGGACUCUGCUGAUCAAUGAUUUGGAUGCCUUUGGGCAAUAGCCCUCUGGAACAAGACAAUCCGUGUGAGAUAAGAAAGAAGAGCCCACAAGACCAAGGAUGUAUUCUCAGUUUACAGACCACUGACCAGAGGCCACUCCAGGGUGUCAGGACUAAGAGAAGUCACAAAACAGCAGAUUUCCCAAGAGCAGCGGAAAAUGAUCCAGUCACAGAUAUCAUUUGAGGAUGUGGCUGUGGAUUUCACGUUGGAGGAAUGGCAGCUACUUAAUCCUACUCAGAAGAACUUGUACAGAGAUGUGAUGUUGGAGAACUAUAGCAAUCUGGUUUUCUUGGGUUUUCAAAUUCUCAAACCUGAUGCAAUGUUCAAACUGGAACAACAAGAUCCAUGGAUAAUAGGUCAAGAAAUCCUAAAUCAGAACUUUUCAGAAGUCUGGCUAGAUAAUCCCAAAAUGUGGCUCCGAGAUAAUCAAGACAACCUUAAAAGUAUGGAGAGAGGCCAUAAAUAUGAUGUUUUUGGAAAAAUAUUUAAUUCAAGCAUAAACAUUGUUCAUGUAGGAAUGAGAUCCCAUAAAUGUGGCACAGGAGAAAAAAGUUUGAAAUGUCCUUUUGAUUUGCUUAUUCCAAAAAAUAAUUGUGAAAGAAAGAAAAUUGAUGAACUCAAUAAGAAAUUAUUGUUCUGUAUCAAACCUGACAGAACCCAUGGUGGAAUAAAAUACUGUGAUUGCAAUACAUGUAGAAAAUCCAGCAACAAAGAGCCAUGGCUCACUGCUAAUCAUAUAACACACACAGGAGUCUAUUUAUGCAUGGAAUGUGGCAGAUUUUUUAACAAGAAGUCACAACUUGUUAUACACCAGAGAACUCAUACAGGAGAGAAGCCCUAUCAAUGCAGUGAGUGUGGAAAAGCCUUUUCACAGAAGUCACUGCUCACUGUUCAUCAAAGAACUCACUCAGGAGAAAAACCGCAUGGGUGCAGCGAAUGUCAGAAAGCUUUUAGUAGGAAGUCACUCCUCAUUUUACAUCAGAGAAUUCAUACUGGAGAGAAGCCGUAUGGAUGCAGUGAAUGUGGAAAAGCCUUCAGUAGGAAGUCGCAGCUUAAAAGACAUCAGAUAACUCACACAAUAGAGAAACCCUACAGUUGCAGUGAGUGUGGGAAAGCAUUCUCCCAGAAAUUAAAACUCAUCACACAUCAGAGAACGCACACAGGAGAGAAACCGUAUACAUGUAGUCACUGUGGAAAAGCCUUCUUUUGGAAGUCGCAGCUUAUUACUCAUCAGAGGACCCACACAGGGAAGAAACCUUACGCAUGUAGUGAGUGUCAAAAAGCCUUCAGCAGGAACUCACUUCUCAUUAGGCAUCAGAGGAUUCAUACAGGAGAGAAGCCCUACGAAUGCAACGAAUGUGGUGAAGCCUUCAUCAGAAAACCACAGCUGAUUAAACAUCAGAUAACUCACACAGGAGAGAAGAACUAUCGAUGCAGUGAUUGUGAAGAGGCCUUCUUUAAGAAGUCAGAGUUAAUAAGACAUCAAAAAAUUCACUUAGGAGAGAAACCAUAUGGAUGCAUUCAAUGUGGGAAAACCUUCUUUGGGAAGUCCCAGCUCCUAACACAUCACAGAACACACACUGGGGAGAAGCCUUAUGAAUGCAGUGAGUGUGGGAAGGCCUUCACCCAGAAGUCAAGCCUGAUAUCACAUCAGAGAACACAUACAGGUGAGAAACCCUAUGAAUGCAGUGAAUGCAGGAAAACCUUCAGUGAGAAGUCAAGUCUCAUUCAUCAUCAGAGAACCCAUACUGGAGAAAAGCCCUUUGAAUGUAGUGAAUGUAGGAAAGCUUUUGCCUGGAAGCCACAGCUUCUUAGGCAUCAGAGAAUUCAUACAGGGGAGAAACCCUAUGAAUGCAGUGAAUGUGGGAAAGCAUUUGUUCAGAAAGUGCAGCUCAUUAAGCAUCAAAGAAAUCACACAGGAGAGAAAACCUAUGGAUGCAGCGAUUGUGCAAAAGCUUUCUUUGAGAAGGCACAGCUCAUUAUACAUCAGAGAAUUCAUACAGGAGAGAGACCAUAUAAAUGUGGUGAAUGUGGGAAAUCUUUCACAAGAAAGUCACACCUUAUGAGGCAUCAGAGGAUUCAUACAGGAGAUAAAUACUAUGGAUGCAAUGAGUGUGGGACCACCUUCAACAGGAAGUCGCAGCUUAUGAUACAUCAGAGAAAUCAUAUAAUAUAAAAAUCAUGACUUUGGCGAAUGCAGAAAGGUUGCUAUCAAAUGUCAUACUUUCUGACACUUUUGAGGAUGCAUAUGGGAGAGAAACCCUAUUGAGGCAGUGACUGUUGAAAAAGCUUGAAUUGAGGAGUCAACAGUCACUAAGCAGAAUUUAGAAAGAGAAGUUUUUAAAAAGCAAACAGUGUAAAAAAAGUCAUCUCCCAGAAGACACUACUCGUUACAUAUUGGAUGACUCAUUGAGGUGAAAACCUUAUUAGUGUUGUGAUAGUAGAGAAGCUUUUAGUCAAAAGUCAGUUUAUUAAAUGUUUAGAAGACCUAAACAGGAAGAAAAUUCUAUUGUUUUUUAUAACAAAGUGGAAGAUUUCAAGAAAGGACAACUCACUGUACACUUGAGAAUAAUACCUACAGAGGUUCAUACUGAAGAGUAGUCUCAAUAAUGUAAAGAAUUUGACAAGCAUGAUGCUAUUGAAAUAGUUCUGUAAGGAAGUGGUGUUCUUUAUACAUCAAUUAUUACAAAAAGCAGUGAAUUUUAAGUGUGAGGUGUGUUUACUUAGAUGUGAAGAGUUCUCCUGUCUGCUGUGAUGGAAUAACAAGGGUCAGAUUUCCUCUCCUGCCUUAAACAACUAGAAGCUAUACAAUACGUAUAAUAGGUAAUGGUUUUUAGACAUAGGACAAGCACAGGUUUGUGAUCCUCAGGAGACUGCAGACAGAGUGAGGUGAGCACCAUGGUUUCUCAGCCUGCCCCCGCACGGCAGUUCCUAGGCUGCAGUUCACGGCAGUUCCUAGGCUGCAGUUCAGGGAAGGGAAACAAUAAAUCUCGCUGAAUUGAAGAGACAGGACUGGCAGUUGGGGAGGCCACAGCAGCUAGAAUUUCCAGGGGAAAGUACUGGAGAGAUGGGAUCCUCCUAGAUACAGGGCUCAAGAAGUCUGCUGGGAGUCCCCCUGAGUCCUUUGACUUAGUACUGACUUGCACUGAGGCCAGGAAAAGAAGCACUGGAAAGCAGCAGGCUGAACAAUUCCUGGAACUCAUGCAGGGCUGAGAAUAGUUUAUGUUCUCAGCAGCCAGAGUGGAAACAGAGUGGAAACACAUGGAGCAUCAGGUAGAAUUCUCAGAAAGGUUUUGUUUUAGUAGUGCAGCUAAUUAACUCUAGAUUAAAAGCUACUCUGGACCUAUAGUGUCUGGCAUCCAAAAAAACUAAUCUGUUAUGCAAAGAAGCAAUAAAAUAUGACUUAUAACCAGGAGAAAAAUCAGUAGAAACCCAGAAAAGACAGAGGUGAUGGAAUUAGUAGACAAGGAUAUUAAAAGAGCUAUUGUAAAUAUAAAGUAGAGGAAAACAUAAGGUUGAUGAAACCUGAGGUAUAAGAGAUAUUUUUAAUGGCCAAAAUGGAACUUCUAGGGAUGAAAUCAACUUCUGAUUUUGUUAAAAUCCCGAGUGGAGAGAUUAGAUACAGAAAAAGAAAAAAAAAUCAAUGAACUUGAAGAGUAAGAAUAAAAACUAUCAAAGUGAUAUAC